UGGAAGCGCUUUCGAUAGACCGAGUUUGUGGUCAGCAGAGAGCAGAUCGUCAUUCGCCCUGGUACACCUAAACAACCGACCCAAUUGGAGAGAAUAUUCCCGACGCCAGCACUCUAUUUGCCCAGUUCGUGUGCGGUCUGACAGCAAUGCGCGACGCUGUCUCUGCCUUGGUACUCUAGUCAACCUAGCGAAUCUUACGCUCAGCCACCAGUCCCACGUUUUCUCUCCUUUAAAGGACACUUGCCCACCAUUCCGUCCUCCGAGGCAAGCGAUUUUCUCUCCCCCUGUGCUGUGGCCUCCAGUGUCUGUUGUGCCCCCAGACGCCCACUUUCCGGCCUGAGCAUCGCUGCGGUACUUCCGCCCUUCUCCGUCAGAGCGGCCGAGAUGUCGUCGGCGCGAAAUCCAGGAGCUGUCCCUGCGACACCAAGGGUCAUCUCUCCUUCGCCGACCCCAUCAGAAGGCGGAGCCUCAUCAAGAUCGCGGGACGAUUAUUCGGCGCCUACAACACGUUCGGCAGCCCGACGGCGGCAGCGCCUUGACGAGGUUACAGAAGAAAGCCAGGAUGUGACGACAGAUUCUUCCCCUACGCAAUCGCGUCGACGCAAAUCUAGAUCCAAGGCCUCUAAACCCGAAGAACCCGAAGCGUUGAUAGCGAGAACGAAUGGCCACGCGCCACAGACCAACGGCUACCUCUUCCCGUUGUCGAAAGCUGACGGCACCCGGCUUGUCGACAGUAUCUCGCGAUCACCUUCCCCACUCGGCCUAAUUCCUCUACACACACGCUAUCGCAACUUUAUCCACCGCCACGAGAUCCCGCGAAAACUACUUCACGUCUCAAUCGGAUUCCUAACGCUUCACCUGUAUAGCCGUGGUAUCCAAACACACCAGAUCACCCCAUGGCUCUUUUCAACCCUCGUCCCAAUUGCCGCUACAGAUAUACUGCGUCACCGGUCUGAGAAGAUCAACAAGAUCUACAUCCGAUGCGUGGGGGCACUCAUGCGCGAAACCGAGGUCUCUGGCUACAACGGCGUGAUCUGGUACCUGGUUGGCGCAUAUACAGUCCUUCGCUUCUUCCCCAAGGACAUUGGGGUUAUGGGUGUCCUUCUCCUCUCCUGGUGCGACACUGCCGCCUCCACCUUUGGCCGACUCUACGGCCGUUACACCUACAGCCUGCGUAAGGGAAAGAGUCUUGCGGGUACUCUUGCCGCCUGGGCUGUCGGCGUUGUCACCGCGGCCGCCUUCUGGGGCUGGUUCGUUCCAUACGUCGGAACCUUCCCCAACGACCCCGAAGGCGCCUUUCUAUACACAGGCCGUAUCAACCUCAUACCGGACCCAGUGAAGCACCUAAUCGGUUGGUCGGUAACAUCAGCGUCCGAUGCCGAGAGCGGCACGGUUAUCACCGGCUCGUUAGCACUUGGUGUCAUGAGUGUCGUUUCCGGCAUCGUCGCUGCAGGCUCCGAAUUCAUUGAUCUUUUCGGUUGGGAUGACAAUCUCACCAUCCCCGUAUUGAGCGGCAUUGGACUAUGGGGCUUCUUGAAGGUUUUUGGGUGAUUCAAAUUGUACCGAGUAUUAUUAGAUAGACUUUCCCCACCACUAUGUUAUACGGCGAUUCCUCUUUACUUACACCACCUUCCCACUUACUCUCUCUCUACCCCCUCUCCAUUUAUUUCCCCUGUCCAAUAACCCAUGUCAGCCUAUGAUUAUACUUGCAUGCAUGCACACACAUAUACUUAUGCCUAUACCACCUAUACUAAUAUCACUACUCAACUCUUAACUGGCCCCGACCUUUACUCAGCCAUAGUCUCAAUAAAGAUAUCACGAAUAGAAAACUGGG
Molecule: messenger RNA, 1834 nt
Organism: Aspergillus versicolor CBS 583.65
Lineage: Eukaryota; Fungi; Ascomycota; Eurotiomycetes; Eurotiales; Aspergillaceae
Exons: 1
Coding region: 385-1551 (388 amino acids)
Biological process (GO): phosphatidic acid biosynthetic process
Cellular component (GO): endoplasmic reticulum membrane
Molecular function (GO): ATP-dependent diacylglycerol kinase activity
Source: RefSeq, a predicted model, not a curated record